Messenger RNA from Cherax quadricarinatus, 2212 nucleotides. RefSeq lists its product as uncharacterized. NCBI's taxonomy places the organism in Eukaryota, Metazoa, Arthropoda, Malacostraca, Decapoda, Parastacidae. The record is from RefSeq and is a predicted model, not a curated record.
CAGUUCUGGAGACGGCCAGCAAGAAAACGCACAUUACCAUGGUGCUCACGGUGGUCUGGAUAUGUAUUGUCCUGAUAUCAAUAACAUUAGCAGCAGCGUCUGACAUCAUCCCCUCAGUCAACAAUGUGACAGCACACAAAGUCACUAGGAUUAAAAGAUGUCCUCGGGAUGCCUUCAUGCCUUACUAUGCCAACAGCAACCCAUGGUGCUACCCACUCCCUGACUUGUGCUACAAUCCCUGUAUGAACCUGACACCAUACUAUACAUCGUCUGCAUCUGCGCCUCUUACUCCACCAGGGCCAACCAAUACCCCCUCCACUUGGUUCGUUAACAUUCCUCCAGUUGCAUACCACUAUCCCAGCGCCUUUUGGCCCACCAAUCCCCCAGUUACACGUAAUCACCCCAACACCAUUUGGCCCACCAUUCCCCCAGUUACACGUAAUCACCCCAACACCAUUUGGCCCACCAUUCCUCCAAUUACACACCACUAUCCCACCACCAUUUGGCCCACUGUUCCACCACUUACACGCCCCUAUCCUACCCCAACUUGGCCCACUGUUCCCCCAAUUACACGUUCCUAUCCUACUGCAACAUGGCCUACAUAUCCCCCAAUAACACAUCCCCCUCCCACCGCAAUACGACCCCCAAAGCCUACCGACCCAACACGACCAGUUUUUUAUCCAACAUUACCACGCACCAAACCUCCAUACAUACCAAUACAACCCACUAAUUAUCCAAAGCCAAUACGACCAACAUACGCUCCAGAAAGGCCUACAAAGCCAUUGACCAGGGCUCCAUAUACUCCAAAACCACCAACAAGACCGGUAAAUCCUACAGUAAUGUGGACUAGGCCACUGUAUACUAAACCAUUACCAACAAAACCUAGAAAGAUAAAACCAACCUACAGAUCACAGUGGUCGACAAAUCGGACAUCAAACUCAGUUUUCAGCACCAACGUCAAGCGAGGAUGCAACAAAAUAUGUUUGGGAAAAGAGAAGAUAUAUAACUGCUGCAAAGAUUCGGCCUUACUACCACCAGCUGCUGAUACCAGCGAGUGUCCAAGCCAGGUAACCCCGUGUCCAGGUUACUCAGAGGUCAACUUCUCCCCUCACAAGGUUGACAAGCGUGGUUGUAUGAUAGACAGUCAGUGCUGGCAAGGUGAGCGUUGCUGCUACAACCACUGUCUUCAGGAGUUCCUCUGUACCACUCUCACACACAACAACCAUCUUAACGACCAUCACAAGAGCCAGCUCGGCAACCAUCCUAACGACCACCACAAUAACCAUCUCAACAACCACAGCAGUCAUCUCAGUGACCGUCACAGUAACCAGCUCAACGACCACAACAACCAGCUCGGCAACCAUCUUAACGACCACCAUAACAGCCAGUUCGACAACGAUCUCAAGAACCACCACAGCAACCACCUAGACAACCAUCUUAAUGGCAACCACAACAACCAGCUAGACAACCAUCUUAAUGGCCACCACAACCAGCUAGACAACCAUUUUAAUGGCCACCACAACAACCAGCUAGACAACCAUCUUAAUGGCCACCACAACAACCAGCUAGACAACCAUCUUAAUGGCCACCACAACAACCAGCUAGACAACCAUCUUAAUGGCCACCACAACAACCAGCUAGACAACCAUCAUAAUGGCCACCACAACAACCAGCUAGACAACCAUCUUAAUGGCCACCACAACAACCAGCAAGACAGCCAUCUUAACGACCACCACAACAACCAGCUAGACAACCAUCUUAACGACCACCACAACAACCAGCUCGACAACCAUCUUAACGACAACCAUAACAGCCAGUUCGACAAUCAUCUCAACAAUCAGCUAGACAACCAUCUAGACGACCACAGCAGCCAGCUCGACAACAAUCUUAACGACCACCACCACAACCAUCUUAACGACCUCCACCACAAGAACCAGCUCGACAACCACAAGCCGCACCAUUACAACCAGCUCUCUAAGUCCUAUAACCAUCUAUACACCCACUAUUAUAAUACGUCAUUCUACAUAGCUUGAAUCUGUUAUUUAACACGAAAUACAGUUGAAAAUAUUAUAUAUAACGCACAAACCCGCCAGCCACAGCCAAAACUUUCAGCUAAUGUGAUUUGAUUUACUGUAACAUUUAUAAAUAACUAUGUAACUAUCGCAUCCAGUGAUCCAGCCUACAGUAGCUCGUUAAUAAAGUGAUUAUUGCA